This is a messenger RNA of Wasmannia auropunctata (little fire ant), 3530 nucleotides long. RefSeq names its product RNA-binding protein 33-like. The transcript has 12 exons. NCBI's taxonomy places the organism in Eukaryota, Metazoa, Arthropoda, Insecta, Hymenoptera, Formicidae. Bases 104 to 3385 code for a protein of 1093 amino acids. The record is from RefSeq and is a predicted model, not a curated record. Gene Ontology annotation, molecular function: RNA binding.
UCGCGCUUCGGUCUGCACUCUGCCUUGCUACGUCUCGGUUCGAACCCCUUGACUCCGACGGGCGACGACUCCGUUCUGUCUUGACGAGAGGCUGUAACUUACGAUGUCAGAGCAUGACGAUACCUUGCUGGACGAAGGGGAUUUCGGGGAUGAGGAGUACGAUCUGGGUAACGACGAGGAGGAAGCUCUCCUAGCAGAUGACUAUGAGCUAGAAAGGCAGAAUAGCUAUAAGGGAGAAGAGGAAACAGAUGAUGUACUGGACUUAGGAGUCACGGACGCGCUCGACGACUUAGACGCCGAAGACGAAAAUAUAGAGUUUAGUAGAGGCAGUACUGAUAAACGUAGCGAUAACGAUUUCUAUAAAGACGGGGAACAUCCGGAGGCGCAGACGUCGUAUUACGAGCAGGACGAGAAUGCCGAGUACGCAAGCGAGCGCGAGGCACUGCCUCAGCUCGGCAGGAGUUCAGAAUCGAACAGCGUUAAUGUCAACAACAUCGGCAUGGGCGAUCUGCGCGAGAAGUUGCAGAAGAACGUGCAUAGGAGCAUGUACGUCGGCAACGGGCAAGGGAUGGAAGACGACGAUUGCGAGGAGGCGAAGGAGAGGCGGAACAGAUUUCAAAAUGAACGCACGAUGAUUUCUCCAAAGAUGAACAAUGAUAUUCCGGAUACCUUAGAGAACGUUCUCACGUCGGAGCCAUCCAGAAUGCCGUUCAGAGGAAGAGGACGGGGUCGCGGAACAAGAGGAAGCAGGGGAGGAAGAUUCAACAUACAAAAUUCUGGAAACUUCAAUCCGAGGUUUGGUAUGGCACGGCCGGGUUUUGAAAAUCAGCCGCCCGCAUGCAGACCGCCGCUAAUAGAAACCAGACCGCCGUGUCUCCUUGGCGUACCAAGUAACGUACAAAAUCAGCAGAUAAUGUACCAACAAGCUAAUCCACAGCAACCCUUUCAACAGCCCUUCGGCCCGAACGGUCCGAUGCAAGGGCCGCCGCCGGCGCAAUUCGCAGAGAGUAGGCCGCAAUUCAAUCCUGGGCCGCAGUUCCAGGGCCCUUUGGGACCGCCGCGUCCGGGACCGCUGAUGGGCUCAAGGCCGCCCGAGUACGGGCCCAGGGGUCCCAUGCAGGGACCGGGCUACAAUUGCCCGUCCAAUCACCAGCCGCCGUAUCACUCGCCGAUGCAUCCGCCGUUCCAAAAUCCAGUCGGCAUCAUGCAGGAGAGCCGGCCGAUGCCGGGUAAUCAGGGGCCCUUGUUGCAAGGGAAUCCGGGUGGCGGCUCGCACCACGGCAAUCCGAACAUGUUGCCGCCCGGGAAUCCGAAUAUGUUGCCACCGCCGGGAGGAAACCUGCCAAUGCCGCCGCCUAUGCAGGGAUUCCCGCGCCAGCAGCCCACCCAGGGUCCGCCACCUAUGCAAAACCUGCCGCCGAACGUACCACAAAUGCCUAGUCAACCGCCCUUCGAGAGCAGACUGCCGCCACCGCCACCGCCGUUCCAAGAGCCAAGAGAGUUCGAGGGUCGAGGCGGGUACGACGCGAGGGCCGGUUACCAUCCCGAUCAAGUACCCAAUAGCCAAUUUAAUAAUACGAUGCCACCGAUACCGCAACAGUCGGUAUCCAAUGUGUCACACAUGUCUUUGCCUCCAGGCCACAAGAUUCUAAUCAACCCUCAUUUCAGAGGCACCGUUCAACCUGCGAGCGACGCUCGACUUGCAUGGGACUCCAAUCAGCAAGUCCAACCACAAGCUCCUCACGGCGGUCAGUUUUCACAACCUCACCCGCCGUAUCAGAAUCAGGGACCCUACAAUCAGCCUCAGCAAGGCCCGUCGCAGUAUCAACAGAAUUACCAGCAGAAUAAAAGUGAUGACCCGUAUGCAUAUUUUUCUGACGUGUGGCAAGAAAACAGGCCACAGAGACCUCAGAAUAUGAGCCCGAGCAAGCAUUACUCCUCAGACAACAAUUAUUCUCGCGAGAGUAGUUAUAACGACAGUAAAUAUAAAUCGGAGGGCCAGUGGGAUCAAAGGGACAAUUAUCAAGAGGAUCACAGAGGAUCUCAUCAGAGUUAUCGGGAGAGAGAUUUGCCGCUACGAACAAGGAAUGAUCACAUGCAGAGAAGUAGAACGCCGCCGAAUGUAUAUCGCGAUUCUUACGAGCAGAAAACCCCUAGACCGACGAAUAUUGCGCCCCGUGGAAUAAACAGACCGCCACAAAAGAGGAUUUCCGAAUCCUCGGACAAGGGACCGCGGGAAAUGAGCCCGAAGCGCAGUAAGCCGCCUAACAGAAAUCUUCAAGAGGUGCGAAGAGUAGAUACAGUAGGUGAACCCGUUGCCGAUAAGGAGGAAGAUAGUGAUCCAGAAAUGCAGGAGUACCGGAAAAAAAUGGAGGAACAGAAACGUCUUCGGGAAAAGUUGUUACGCGAGAAGGAGAACAGACGUAAGAUGGCCGCGAUAGAGAAACAAAAUGAGGGGGCAAGGACCGAUUCGAGUACCGCUGCAGCAAAUGAAAAUACUCAACAAGAAGUGAAAUCUGCGUCGACGUUGAUGGGACUUGUCAACGACAGCGCUGUUAAAACCCGCCCUGGUGUUGUCGCUAAAGGACGCAUUCGUCCUGUUAAUACACAGAGCACAGAGGCAACGGACAGACCGUCUAAUGUGCGAAUUAUCAGAACGAUACAAACCAACGAUCUGUCAGACACGAGCGGUUCGAAAAAUAAUCCCGGACACACAGCCAAUCAAGUGAUUGAUACUGUACAAACGAGACAAGUGGUACAACAGCCCGGCCUGCGACGAGUUGUGAUACAGAAGCCUCUGUUGAAUUCGCAAAAGAUCGCCACCACGAUACAGAAAACUGUCUCGAAUCUGCAAAAGAAUCAGGGAUUACAGCAGAAGAUCCCUAACACGCAGGUUGUACAGACCCAAAAGGUUUUACAGAAUCAGGGUAAUACGUUGCAAAAAUCGGCGAUCGUCAAUCAAAGAAUGAUGGCACAUAAAGCGCCGAUCGGUCUGCAGAAAACCGUGAUCAACGACAGCGCGAACGUUUAUAGCCAGAAGGUUGCGGGCGCGCAGCAAAACCCCCAGCGGAUCGUGCUGCAAAAGUCCGCGGUGCAAGCGAAAAAGUUACCCGAGAUAAAGACAAACACGGUUAAAUUAGAAAACUUGGCCGCGAGCACGUCCGAGGCCCAAAUCAGGCGUAUGUGUCAAGCCAUCGGAACCAUUGAGAGCAUACGCAUGGGCGAGGGUAAUGCAACCAUUGUGUUUAAGACGCAAUCUGCCGCUACGGUGUUUCACAAGAAAUACCAGCGUAAAAUGCUCGAUCUAUCGCUGAUAACUGUUCGUCUCGUGCCGCAAAGCGCACCCGGGAAUAAAGCGGUCACAGCGGUCGCGAAGAAAUCCUAAAGGGGAAAGAAAAGAAUCUUGGGAUAUCCUCGAUAUUAUCUUUAAUAUUAAUUUGAUGUAUACCGAGACUUUCCUAGACGAUACCGCUUUCGUUUCAAGAUUCAUUCAGACCUGUUUAAUAGAGAUAAAAAAAUAUGUAUCUAUA